ACGCUGCCCCAGCCAGCCUGAAGCUAUGUACUCCCUCCCGGUAACGCCAAAGGAUGUCAGCCGCAGAAGCUUCCACAGAAGCCUGAGCUCCUCCUUGCAGGGCUCUGCCGUCAGCAUGCAGCGCCUCGGGAUGGCACCCAGCGUUUACGGGGGUGCUGGAGGCCGGGGCACCCGCAUCUCCACCACCUCCAGAAACAUGGUGAGCUCUGGGAGCGAUCUCAUUGGCAGCGGGGACCUGUUUGUUGGCAAUGAGAAAACGACCAUGCAGAACCUAAAUGACCGUCUAGCGAGCUACCUAGACAAGGUGCGGGCCCUGGAGCAGUCCAACUCCGAACUUGAAGUGCAGAUCAAGCAGUGGUACGAAACCAACGCCCCGAGUGGUGGUCGCGACUACAGUGCAUAUUACAGACAGAUUGAAGAGCUGCGAAAUCAGAUUAAGGAUGCUCAACUGAAAAACGCUCGGUGUAUCCUGCAAAUUGAUAAUGCUAAACUGGCUGCUGAGGACUUCAGACUGAAGUUUGAGACUGAAAGGGGAAUACGCCUAACAGUGGAAGCCGAUCUCCAAGGCCUGAGUAAGGUCUUUGAUGAUCUAACCCUACAGAAAACAGAUUUGGAGGUUCAAAUUGAAGAUCUGAAUAGAGACCUAGCCCUCCUCAAAAAAGAGCAUCAGGAGGAAGUCGAUGGCCUACACAGGCAUCUGGGCAACACUGUCAACGUGGAGGUUGAUGCUGCUCCAGGUCAGAACCUUGGUGCCAUCAUGAAUGAAAUGAGGCAGAAGUAUGAAGACAUGGCCCAGAAGAGCCUUCAAGAGGCCAAAGAACAGUUUGAGAGACAGACUGCAGCUCUGCAGCAACAGGUCACAGUGAACACUGAAGAAUUAAAAGAAACUGAGGUUCAACUAACAGAGCUGAGACGCACCUUCCAGAGCCUAGAGAUAGAACUCCAGUCCUAUCUCAGCAUGAAAGAGUCUUUGGAGCAUACCCUAGAGGAGACCAAAGCCCGUUACGGCAUCCAGUUAGCCAACCUCCAGUCGCUGCUGAGCUCCCUGGAAGCCCAACUGAUGCAGAUUCGGAGUGACACAGAACACCAGAACAACGAAUACCAUAUCCUUCUUGACAUAAAGACUCGGCUUGAGCAGGAAAUUGCUACCUACCGCCGCCUUCUGGAAGGAGAAGAUGUAAAAACUAUGGAGUAUCAGUUAAGCACUCAGGAAGAGAAAGAUAUAAAGAAAACCAGGAAGAUUAAGACAGUCGUGGAAGAAGUAGUGGAUGGCAAGGUUGUGUCAUCUGAAGUCAGAGAAGUGGAAGAAAAUAUCUAAACAGCUACCAAAAGAAGAUGCUGCUGAGGUUUUGAAAGAAAUUUGGCUAUAAUCUUAUCUUUGCUUCCUGGAAGAAAGCACUAUUAAUACUCUGCAGUGAUUCAAAAGGGUGGGAUGGGGGGAAAUCCUAUUUAUCAAACUCUGUAAUUGAAUAUAAAUGUUUUACUCAGAGGAGCUGCAAAUUGUCUGCAAAAACGAAAUCUAAUGAGCAGCAGAAUAUUUAAAACAUCUUUACUGCCAUCUUUAUCAUGGACCACAUCAAUCACAAGCUGCAGACCACCUAAUAUCAAUUUGUAGGUAAUGUUCCUGAAAAUUGAAGCACAUUUCAAUUAUACUAAACCUCAAAAAGUUUAGCACAAUUUUGCAAAUUAUACUAAACUUUGUAAAUUGCAAAUAAAACUCUAAUUUUUCCCUGUUUCUGAA
Messenger RNA from Saimiri boliviensis boliviensis (Bolivian squirrel monkey), 1741 nucleotides. RefSeq names its product keratin 20 (gene KRT20). Gene Ontology annotation, molecular function: structural molecule activity. Lineage: Eukaryota; Metazoa; Chordata; Mammalia; Primates; Cebidae. Gene Ontology annotation, biological process: intermediate filament organization; epithelial cell differentiation. The record is from RefSeq and is a predicted model, not a curated record. Gene Ontology annotation, cellular component: cytoskeleton.